Messenger RNA from Suillus paluster, 2091 nucleotides. RefSeq lists its product as uncharacterized. The coding region runs from base 120 to 1910 and encodes 596 amino acids. Lineage: Eukaryota; Fungi; Basidiomycota; Agaricomycetes; Boletales; Suillaceae. Gene Ontology annotation, molecular function: RNA polymerase III general transcription initiation factor activity; RNA polymerase III type 3 promoter sequence-specific DNA binding. Gene Ontology annotation, cellular component: transcription factor TFIIIB complex; nucleus; transcription preinitiation complex. Gene Ontology annotation, biological process: transcription by RNA polymerase III; transcription preinitiation complex assembly; DNA-templated transcription initiation. The record is from RefSeq and is a predicted model, not a curated record. The transcript is spliced from 3 exons.
GCACUGGAAGACAUGUCUAAGAACAGAGUUUUCGGGGUCUUAGCCCGUCUUGCCUAUUUGGGGCAGCAUCUCACUCGCAUGAAGACGCUAUCAGUGACACUAGUAUCAGUAUCUUACCCAUGACCUGCCUCGACUGUGGGGGAACUUCUGUCUGGGACGACGACGUCUGCUCUUCCAUCUGCACACAAUGUGGUACUUUAUCUGAUUCUGCUCAGUAUGUACUUGCCUCUCAUACAGAAUCGCAUGACUCUUCCGUGCGCCAGUUUCAACCUGGCUCAUGGCUCUCCUCAUCUGCGGCACCUCUGAAAAAUAUUCACAAGCAAGGAUGGAAUCUCGCUGGGCAGCACAAAGAAUCGCGUGACAGGAGGAAUGCUAUCGCCAUGAGCAUUUUCAUCAAUUCCGUCUUGACCAAGUUGAAAAAUCCCGGUCUAUCCCCACGAGCAGAAGCCAUUUUCACACAAGCCAUGACCAAAGGCAAAUACAGGUGGGGACGCAAGGCAAAGUUAGCUGCUGGUGCAUCCAUGGCUAUUGCCCUACGUGAGGCACGCAAAUCGGAUUCCCUCCGUGACAUUGCAUUUUUCCUUGAUGACUCACCGCUGUCUCUGUCGCGCGCAUUCGUGGCCGUGGUAUCUCUUCUGGAUUUCAACCUAAGGUCAUCAGACCCAGUUGUCCAUCUUCCCAUACUCCUGGCUCAUCUUCAAUCAUUAUUACAUCCUGAAACCUCGUGUUCUACUUCUCAUCUACCCUCGGACCUCGUUUCCAUCAUCACACCGUUGUCGUCUCAUGCGAUACUACGUACUGCUACGUCGUUAUCGGGUAUCAUCAGCCGAGAGGCUUGCACUAUACCCGUUUUGCAGUCUCCCACCCCUCCUAUCGCCUGUGCAAUGCUCAUUCUCGCACUUGAAGCGGAAACACGUAGCCCCCUCCCACACCUAAGCGAGCUAGCCAACGCGCUCGCGUCGCGCUUUGGCUUUGCGCGUGGUGUAGUUACAUCGCGUUACAAAGCAUGUUAUGAUUUAAUCGAGGAAUGGAUCCGAGAAGUCCCUUGGCUCGAUCAGUUCAUAUACAAGGGAAAGGGUCGCGGUACUUCUGCGCGGUCGAAAGUUCCGAAACGCUCCAUUGUCGCAAAGGGAAUCAUAGACGUUAUCCAAUUUCAAGAGGAGAUAUGGACGACGAAAAUAGCUGCGCUUGGAAAGGCUAGUAUUGUAAUUGAGGCAGAUCCGACAGAUGAAGACAACAACAAAGAUGAGGAGGCAUUUUCAAUUAAUGAACCUCCUGAGCUUCGCCCUCACCAGCCCCGCAAGCAACGAAAGACAAAGGAUCCUAGUGUCGAAAAUGCAUAUCAUUUUCUGCUCGAUCCUUUGUCCGCGAAAUCUUAUACUCUGUCGAAGCCUGUUGUAUCCGAGGACCCGAACUCUUCGACACCGCAUUCUGAUACUUCAUCACCGAUUUUAACUCCACCAACAGUUCCACUUGCGACGCAUCUCCUCAGCACCUUGUCGUACGAUUCGAAGCAUCCUCCUUCUCGUCUCCAGCUACUAGCUCUUAGCCGGGGUGGCGGGUCUGCGGAGCACAUUCAUGACGACGAGCUAUUUCUGUUCAGACUCCAGUGGCAAGAAGAUGUUGACACAGUCGCAGAUCACGCAGAUCGUGAACCAGAGACCGCCAGAAUGGAGGUGAGUCGGGGCUCAGGACGCGUCGAUAUGGAAGCUCUGGCACGCAUUCUAGGCGGGGAGGAGGUCUUCGAUGACGAGGAGCAUCAGGAAGAAAGCGAGUCAUCGGCGCCCACGACACCGAGACAUAUCCAAUCAGACGCUGCCGAGGAGGUAAGCGCUUGGCGGCCACUCUCGCCCGGGAAUACUUUUACGAGGCAUUGCAACAGUAUGGAUAGGUACGAAGAGGAGUACUGAUAUGUCUGUAGGUUAGACCCCGAGGCACCUCCACGGUCGGUGCAAAUGUUCUUAUUUUUCAUGCUACAGCACUUUUACUAUCAUGUAAGUAUUUAUGUGAGUAUCUCGCGCCCAGAAUGGUUAUUGAAACUUGCCUCUUUUGCUUGUUCGUUUGAAAGCUGGAACAUAAGGCAACUUUUCA